AUGCGGUUCUCAAAGGGUUCAGCCCUGCUGGCUAUAUGCUCUCUUCUAUCCACCAGCGUUUUCGCCGCUGACCGCCCCCCAUCCGUGUCAUCACCAACACCUGCCAUAAGACAACGAUCUGACGAAGCACGCCCCCCAUCAGACCCAAUUAUCAAAAAACGAGCUAUUGUCGACGCACCACCAGAUCCAGUGCCAACCGUACCUACGCAGGUGUCUCCAAUCACAACAUUCUGGCUCGAGGGAGUGCAGAUGGUAUACACACAGACAUUUCCGCCUUUCCCUGACCCAUGGCCAUCUCCAAUGGCAGGAGAGAUAGGCCUGGGGACACUGAAGGGAGAGAUCGGAAAGACGGUUACGAUUAAGGGUCGCAGUGUCCCUACCGAUGAGCCUGAGCCAAUGUUUGCGCGCCAGUGUCGAACACUCGAGUGCGGUAAAAGCCGCGAGCAGAAAGCGGAGAGAGCUGGGCUAGAGGACACUGCUUGA
Trichophyton benhamiae CBS 112371 is the source of this 483-nucleotide messenger RNA. RefSeq lists its product as uncharacterized. Bases 1 to 483 code for a protein of 160 amino acids. The record is from RefSeq and is a predicted model, not a curated record. NCBI's taxonomy places the organism in Eukaryota, Fungi, Ascomycota, Eurotiomycetes, Onygenales, Arthrodermataceae. Gene Ontology annotation, biological process: fungal-type cell wall organization. The transcript has a single exon.